AUGAUACCCGGACUCUAAAAGAUUAGAUUCAGGAAGGAAGAGCAGGAGAAGAUGGAGGAUUAGGAGAUCGAAUUGGAUGCACUCAAUAAAGUUGACAAGCAAUUGGAGAUGCUAGAAAACAGCUCGUAAUCUUAGAUAGAGUAUAUUAAUAGAGUGUGGAAAUCCAAACCGUUAAGGAUCAUAUAGAAAAUAACGAUUUUCAUUACUCGUCUUAAACACAGUUCGACGACUUACAGAUUUAAAUUAUUGAAGAAAAGCAUCUUUCUAUUAAUUAGAGAUAAGGCUUCCUCAUUUCAAUACUAUCUAAAUAAUUACAUGUUAUUUCAAAAACCCACAAGAGUAAUUAAAUUUCAAUUAAGUUAGUGGAUACAAAUAAAAUAUGAGGCUCAUGCGAGCAAUCCAUUAUGGUGGCGUUUUUGGUGUUUUCUCAAAAGUGAUGAAACGGUUCUAUUACCUGCGGAUAAGUUCCUUUUCGUAUGGGAUCUAUUGAUGAUGUUGGUGACAAUCGCCAAUAUCUUCUACGUGCCUUUGUAAUUGUCAUUUAAUCUCAAUGAAGACGAUAUGGGUAGCAUCUUUACUCUUUUUAGUACAUUGCCAAGUUGUAUAUUUUUGAUUGAUUUAAUCCUAACAUUCUUCAAAGGAUAUUACGACAGAGGGAUAUUGCAAAGAAAUAAGGCGAAGAUCUUUUGGCAUUACAUAAAGGGCGACUUCCUUUUGGACUUGGCAAUUGUGUUGCCUUUCAUAUUAUCGUGGAUGGGAUAUUCAGCUGCUAAUUAUUUGAUGUUGAUUCGAAUGACAAGAGUCAGAAGAACAAUGAUAGUAAUUGAGGAGAUAUCCAACUUCAAGGAGAAGAGUGCAAUCAUAUAUCAACUAUUUUGUCUAAUCUAUUCGUUGCUCUUGAUUUCUCAUUUUUGUGCUUGUCUUUUCCACUACUUUGCCCUUUAUGAAGUAGACCAAGGUUACACGCACACUUGGUUACACCAAUAGAAUAUAUUUGAUGAGGAUUUGUACACCAAAUAUUUCAAUUCACUCUAUUGGAUUACUAUCACAUCAAUGACUGUUGGAUAUGGCGAUAUUGUUCCAGUUACAACCCCUGAGAAAAUAUUAGUCACUAUCAUCACUUUCUUGGUCACUGGAGUUUUUGGGUACGCAUUAGGAAUGAUAUAAAGUAUUUUCUAUAAAAUGGCAGAGUAAACUAACAUCAACAACUCCAGAUUGAGAUUAGUGAGUAAUCAUAUUAAGUAGAGAGGAUUGAAUACUCAAUUGCAGUUUAGAGUCCGCAAAUACAUUGAAUAUUAUUUGUAAUUUAAGCAGGACGAGGAAUUGGAUUUGGAUGAACUCAUGGGACAACUCAAUCCCAAACUCAAAUAGGAAGUCUAAAUUGCAAUGUACUAUCGUUAUCUUAAACAUUCCAAAUUGUUUGGAACCAAUUUCUCUGAUGAUCUCAUCAAGAAAUUAUGUUUUUGCAUUCAUGAAAGAACAUUCGCUCCCGAAGAGGUUAUCAUUAGGUAUUCGUUCUUAUUACACAUUUAGGAAAGAUGAAUUGCCAAAUCAAUUAUACAUUGUAUUAGCAGGACAAGUCAAAUCUCUCAUAUUGGAAAAAUCAAUCAAAAGAUAUCAACAAGGAAAUCUACUCUGCGAAAGAGAAUUCUUUUAUCAAGACUUUAUGCAAUACAAUAUUGUUGCAUCCUCCUUUGUUCAAGUAGCCUACUUGAAUCUCUCUGAAUUUUAAUCUAUCAUCCAAAAUCAUCGAUCUAGUUUUGAACAAUACCGGUAUGCCAUAGACAAUACUGUUUUUGGUCAAAAUACAAACCUGAUUAUUUGUGAGGCUUGCCAGUCUCAUCAUUAAUUUAAAAAUUGCCCUCUUGUUUUCUUUAAAAAAAAUACCUACAAAGUGUUAGCUGCUUGUCAUAGCAACCAUGUAUAGAGCAGAUAAACCUUUGCCAGAAAAAAGUCUAAAUACAAAUAACAAAGAACAGGUGUCCUCAAUGGAGCUUAUGAUCACAUCAUCAAAAUGAGAACACAAUUAGGAGUCCAAAUUGAUUAAGCAUUCCUUAAUAAAAUCGGGUACCCAGGUUAUGAGCAACAACAGGAAAGCGAUGAAGAAGAGGAUAAAUACCAAUCUCCUCAGGCAAGGAGACAGAGCUUCUCCUAAUUCAAUGACCAUCAGCAUACGCUCUCUCAAAAAACCCUACCUCAAGAUGAACACUACAUUGACUUUGAUAUAGACAAAGUCGAAGAAUAUGAAUUCUAUUAUCCUCAUGACAACAUAACCAAAAUUAGUAAAAUUGUAAACAAACAACAAUUAUUACAGAGACUGCUAGAUAAAGUAUCGAAUAAAAAGAAUUUAUUCGCCGGCCUUGUAUUUAGAUAAGUGGUAUAAAACAUUAUAUGAAC
Paramecium octaurelia is the source of this 2397-nucleotide messenger RNA. The record is from the annotation of a GenBank genome assembly. Lineage: Eukaryota; Ciliophora; Oligohymenophorea; Peniculida; Parameciidae.